This is a messenger RNA of Arvicola amphibius (Eurasian water vole), 491 nucleotides long. RefSeq names its product transmembrane protein 256 (gene Tmem256). The coding region runs from base 45 to 386 and encodes 113 amino acids. Lineage: Eukaryota; Metazoa; Chordata; Mammalia; Rodentia; Cricetidae. The record is from RefSeq and is a predicted model, not a curated record. The transcript is spliced from 4 exons.
GGUGGCCUGGGCGGUGUUGGUUCCGCGCGUGACCACCCACAGCUAUGGCCGUGGUAGGGGCUGCUUUCCGCCGCCUAGGUGCCUUGUCCGGAGCUGGGGCCUUGGGUUUGGCCACCUACGGGGCACACGGCGCCCAAUUUCCGGAUGCCUACGGGAAGGAGCUCUUUGACAAGGCCAACAAGCACCACUUUUUGCACAGCCUGGCCCUGUUAGGGGUGCCCUAUUGCAGAAAACCCCUCUGGGCAGGAUUACUGCUAGCUUCUGGAACUACCUUAUUCUGUACCAGCUUUUACUACCAGGCUCUGAGUGGAGACACUAGCAUCCAGACUGCAGGUCCUGUUGGAGGGAGCCUGCUGAUCUUGGGCUGGCUUGCCUUGGCUUUUUGAGGUCUCCUGUUUAGUUGUCCUGUCCUGGACUUUCUGUGUAAUUGAUGGGGGGGGGGGGGAGUAAAGCAGAAAGGGAAUUAAAAGAAAAUGGCAAUAUAUAAAGAA